AUGCGCACUCUCACGCGCACACUCACGCCCUCACUCAUGCGCUCUCUCACGCGCUCUCUCACGCACACUCUCACGCGCACUCUCACGUGCACUCUCACGCGCUCUCUAACGCGCACUCUCACGCAUCCCCCAUGCGCAUUCUCACGCACUCUCUCAUGCACUCUCUCACGCGCUCUCUCCCGCGCCUCUAACGCACUCUCGCACGCGCUCCCUCACACGCUCUCUCACGCACACUCACGCACACUCACGCGCUCUCUCACGCGCUCUCUCACACGCACUCUCACGCGCUUUCUCGCACACACCCUCACGCGCUCUCUAACGUGCACUCCCACGCGUCUCCCAUGCGCACUCUCACGCGCACUCUCACGCACUCUCUCACGCGCUCUCUCACGCGCUCUCUCAUGCGCUCUCUCACACGCUCUCUCACGUGCCUCUCACGCGCACUCGCACGCGCACACUCACGCGCUCUCGCACGCGCUCUCUCACGCGCUCUCUCACGCGCUCUCUCAAGCGCUCCCUCACGCGCUCUUGCACGCGCUCUCUCACGCGCUCUCUCACACGCUCACUCAAGCACUCCCUCACGCGCACUCUCAUACACACUCUCACGCGCUUUCUCGCGCGCUCUUUCACGCGCUCUCUCAAGCGCUCCCUCACGCGCUCCCUCACGCGCUCCCUCAUGCAAUCUCUCACGCGCUCCCUCACGCGCUCUCUCAUGCGCUCUCUCACGCGCACUCUCACGCGCACACUCACGCCCUCACUCACGCGCGCUCUCACGCGCUCUCUCACGCGCUCUCUCACGCGCUCUCUCACGCGCUCUCUCACGCGCCCUCUCAUGCGCUCUCUCACGCGCUCUCUCACGCGCCCUCUCACGCGCCCUCUCACGCGCUCUCUCACGCGCUCUCUCACGCGCACUCUCACGCGCACACUCUCGCGCUCUCGCACGCCCUCUCUCACACGCUCUCGCACGCGCUCUCUCACUCGCUCUCUCAAGCGCUCCUUCACUCGCUCCCUUACGCGCUCCCUCACGCGCUCUCUCAUGCGCUCUCUCACACGCUCUCUCAAGCGCUCCCUCACGCACUCCCUCACGCACUCCCUCACGCAAUCUCUCACGCGCUCCCUCACGCGCUCUCUCACGCGCACUCUCACGCGCACACUCACGCCCUCACUCACGCGCACACUCACGCGCUCUCUCACGCACUCUCUCACGCGCUCUCUCACGCGCUCUCUCACGCGCUCUCUCAAGCGCUCCCUCACGCGCUCCCUCACGCGCUCCCUCACGCGCUCUCUCAUGCGCUCUCUCACGCGCUCUCUCACGCGCUCUCUCAAGCGCUCCCUCACGCGCUCUUGCACGCGCUCUUGCACGCGCUCUCUCACACGCUCUCUCAAGCACUCCCUCACGCGCACUCUCAUACACACUCUCACGCGCUUUCUCACGCGCUCUUUCACGCGCUCUCUCAAGCGCUCCCUCACGCACUCCCUCACGCGCUCCCUCAUGCAAUCUCUCAAGCGCUCCCUCACGCUCUCUCUCAUGCGCUCUCUCACGCGCACUCUCACGCGCACACUCACGCCCUCACUCACGCGCGCUCUCACGCGCUCUCUCACGCGCUCUCUCACACGCUCUCUCACGCGCUCUCUCACGCGCUCUCUCACGCGCCCUCUCAUGCGCUCUCUCACGCGCUCUCUCACGCGCCCUCUCACGCGCCCUCUCCCGCGCUCUCUCACGCGCUCUCUCACGCGCACUCUCACGCGCACACUCUCGCGCUCUCGCACGCCCUCUCUCACACGCUCUCGCACGCGCUCUCUCACUCGCUCUCUCAAGCGCUCCUUCACUCGCUCCCUUACGCGCUCCCUCACGCGCUCUCUCAUGCGCUCUCUCACACGCUCUCUCAAGCGCUCCCUCACGCGCUCCCUCACGCACUCCCUCACGCAAUCUCUCACGCGCUCCCUCACGCGCUCUCUCACGCGCACUCUCACGCGCACACUCACGCCCUCACUCACUCGCACACUCACGCGCUCUCUCACGCGCUCUCUCACGCGCUCUCUCACGCGCUCUCUCAAGCGCUCCCUCACGCGCUCCCUCACGCGCUCCCUCACGCGCUCUCUCAUGCGCUCUCUCACGCGCUCUCUCACGCGCUCUCUCAAGCGCUCCCUCACGCGCUCUUGCACGCGCUCUUGCACGCGCUCUCUCACACGCUCACUCAAGCACUCCCUCACGCGCACUCUCAUACACACUCUCACGCGCUUUCUCACGCGCUCUUUCACGCGCUCUCUCAAGCGCUCCCUCACGCGCUCCCUCACGCGCUCCCUCAUGCAAUCUCUCACGCGCUCCCUCACGCGCUCUCUCAUGCGCUCUCUCACGCGCACUCUCACGCGCACACUCACGCCCUCACUCACGCGCGCUCUCACGCGCUCUCUCACGCGCUCUCUCACGCGCUCUCUCACGCGCUCUCUCACGCGCCCUCUCAUGCGCUCUCUCACGCGCUCUCUCACGCGCCCUCUCACGCGCCCUCUCACGCGCUCUCUCACGCGCUCUCUCACGCGCACUCUCACGCGCACACUCUCGCGCUGUCGCACGCCCUCUCUCACACGCUCUCGCACGCGCUCUCUCACUCGCUCUCUCAAGCACUCCUUCACUCGCUCCCUUACGCGCUCCCUCACGCGCUCUCUCAUGCGCUCUCUCACACGCUCUCUCAAGCGCUCCCUCACGCGCUCCCUCACGCAAUCUCUCACGCGCUCCCUCACGCGCUCUCUCACGCGCACUCUCACGCGCACACUCACGCCCUCACUCACGCGAACACUCACGCGCUCUCUCACGCGCUCUCUCACGCGCUCUCUCACGCGCUCUCUCAAGCGCUCCCUCACGCGCUCCCUCACGCGCUCCCUCACGCGCUCUCUCAUGCGCUCUCUCACGCGCUCUCUCACGCGCUCUCUCACGCGUUCGCUCCCGUGAACACGCUCUCCCUCUCGCUCCGUCUCUUCCCUUCUUCAAAUGAAAGCGACGACGGGGAGGGAAGGAGAGGCGACGGCGGGGAGGAGGGAGAGGCGACGGCGGAGAGGAGGGAGAGGCGACGGCGGAGAGGAGGGAGAGGCGACGGCGGAGAGGAGGGAGAGGCGACGGCGGGGAGGAGGGAGAGGCGACGGCGGGGAGGAGGGAGAGGCGACGGCGGGGAGGAGGGAGAGGCGACCGCGGGGAGGAGGGAGAGGCGACCGCGGGGAGGAGGGAGAGGCGACCGCGGGGAGGAGGGAGAGGCGACCGCGGGGAGGAGGGAGAGGCGACGGCGGGGAGGAGGGAGAGGCGGCCGCGGGGAGGAGGGAGAGGCGACCGCGGGGAGGAGGGAGAGGCGACCGCGGGGAGGAGGGAGAGGCGACGGCGGGGAGGAGGGAGAGGCGACGGCGGGGAGGAGGGAGAGGCGACCGCGGGGAGGAGGGAGAGGCGACCGCGGCUGGGAGCGAGAGAGGGGCGAUGGCGGGAUGGGAGGGAGCGGCGACGACGGGGUGAGAGGGAGAGGCGACGGGGCGGAGUAA
Closterium sp. Naga37s-1 is the source of this 3525-nucleotide messenger RNA. The record is from the annotation of a GenBank genome assembly. Lineage: Eukaryota; Viridiplantae; Streptophyta; Zygnematophyceae; Desmidiales; Closteriaceae.